Messenger RNA from Solanum tuberosum (potato), 4101 nucleotides. RefSeq lists its product as uncharacterized. Gene Ontology annotation, molecular function: nucleic acid binding; RNA-DNA hybrid ribonuclease activity. The coding region runs from base 1 to 4101 and encodes 1366 amino acids. The record is from RefSeq and is a predicted model, not a curated record. The transcript has a single exon. NCBI's taxonomy places the organism in Eukaryota, Viridiplantae, Streptophyta, Magnoliopsida, Solanales, Solanaceae.
AUGCUUAAGAAGUUGCAUCAUAUUUCUAUAAUUGCGAUCCUGGAACCUUUCUCAGAUAUCAUUCAUGUCCAGAAUUUUAAACAUCAGCUUGCUAUGGAUCAUGCUAUGAGUAAUUGCAAUGGCAAGAUUUGGCUGUUUUGGAACCUGGAUGUGGACUGCAAUGUGAUAGAGGAGGAUGAGCAGCAAGUCACCUGUGAAAUCACUCAUAAUGAGUUGCAUAUCAAGUUUUCUAAUACCUUUGUUUAUGCCAAAUGUAAGGACUAUCUUAGAAGACCUCUUUGGGAUAGAAUGUUAUAUCAUGCUACUGCUACAACCAAUUCCCCUUGGUGUGCAGUGGGUGAUUAUAAUGUUAUUACUUCCAUUGAUGAGAAACUGGGAGGGGUGCCGUACAAUAUGAGGAAAAGUCUGGAGUUCAUUGCGUUGAUUGAAGCUUGUGGUCUUAUGGACCUUGGUUUCAGCGGUCAGAAAUUUACAUGGUCCAAUAACAGGGGUAUACACAGCAGGGUAUGGAAGAGACUAGACAGGGCUAUGGUAAAUGAUUCUUGGCUUGAACAUAUGCCUCAAACGACUAUCAUUCAUCUCCCAUCAGUUGGUUCAGAUCACUGUCCACUAUUGAUGGAAAUGAAUAUUAGAAGUGAGGAACAUAUUAAGUACUUCAAGUUUCUAAAUUGCUGGGCUGACCAACCUAACUUCCUCAACAUUGUUCAAGCUUGCUGGGAUAGGGAGCAGGAGGGUAACAGCAUGUGGAAGUUCCAUCAGAAACUCAAAAGACUGGCCUGCACCCUCAGUAAAUGGUCUAAGGGGGAGUUUGGUGAUAUCUUUGCCAAAGUCAAGGAGUAUGAGAAUAGAGUUAAAAAUGCUGAAGAAUCUUUUAUACAAAACAAUUCUGAGGAGAACAGAACUGCUCUACAUGCAAUCAAUGCUGAAUAUAUCAGAUUUUUGAAGCUGGAGGACUCCAUCCUAAAGCAAAAAACUCAACUCCAAUGGUUUAAAGAAGGUGAUUGCAACUCAAAGUAUUUUCACUCCUUAUUAAGAGGGAGAAGGAGGAGAUUAUUUAUACAUAGAGUAGUAAGAGAGGACGGGGAAUGGAUACAAGGAAAUGAGAAUAUUGCGGAGGCAGCAUGUGAACACUUCCAGCAAAUAUUCACAGGAGAGGAUAAAUUCAUUCAUGAAGGACCUCUGGAUUGUAUUCCCAGAAUGCUAAAUCAAGAUCAUAAUGCCAGACUCAUUGCCCUCCCUACUAUAGAUGAAUUAAAAGAAGUGGUAUUUUCUAUGAAUCCCACCUCUGCAGCAGGGCCAGAUGGCAUGAGUGGUUGUUUUUUCCAGAAAUGCUGGCAGAUUAUCAAGUAUGACCUGUUAGCUGUCAUUUUGGCUUUCUUCAAUGGACAAAUGAUUCCCAAAUAUUUUUCCCACUCUUGUAUUGUUUUGCUGCCCAAAGUAAACAAUCCAAAUAAGCUCUCAGAAUUCAGGCCCAUCAGUCUAAGCAACUUCACCAACAAAAUCAUCUCUAAGCUCUUGAGUUUGAGACUGGGUCCUAUUCUACCCAACCUGAUUUCCCUUAAUCAAUCAGGUUUCGUCAAGGGUAGAAGUAUUUCUGAGAAUAUCAUGCUUGCCCAAGAAAUUCUCCAUCAGAUUAGAAAACCUAACAUUGGUAGCAAUGUGGUUAUUAAAUUGGAUAUGGCAAAGGCCUAUGAUAGGGUCUCCUGGGCGUACAUUUGUAUGGUUUUAAGGAAAAUGGGCUUUGAUGAGAUUUUUAUUGACAUGGUAUGGAGGAUCAUGGCAAAUAACUGGUAUUCAAUUAUUGUUAAUGGAAAAAGGUAUGGCUUCUUUCAAUCCACUAGAGGUCUAAAGCAAGGUGACCCCCUAUCACCUGCCCUAUUUAUUUUAGGGGCUGAGGUCCUUUCAAGAUCAUUAAACAGAAUGCACAGCAAUCCUAACUAUCAUGGUUUCUUCAUGGAAACGAGAGGCCCACAAGUUAAUCACCUUAGCUUUGCGGAUGAUAUUAUUAUUUUUACUUCUGGAAGGAAAAAGUCUCUUGAACUGAUUAUGUAUACUCUGAAUAUAUAUGAGGAGACUUCUGGACAGCUAGUGAACAAAGACAAAAGUCAUUUUAUGGUCCAUUCCAACGCCUUCAACAGCACUAGGGACAGGAUUAAGAGAAUUACUGGUUUCAAGCAAAAGGAAGGUCCUAUUACUUACCUUGGAUGCCCCCUAUACAUUGGCAGGCCAAGAAUUACUUAUUUUUCUGAUCUUAUCAACAAAGUGGUUAAUAGAAUUACAGGAUGGAAGACAAAAAUCUUGAGCUAUGGAGGCAGAAAUACAUUAGUCAAGCAUGUGUUACAAUCCCUCCCCAUUCACCUUGUUUCUGCUAUAUCUCCUCCCUCUACUGUUAUAAAACAAAUUCAGAACCUUAUGGCAGACUUCUUCUGGGGAUGGAAAAAUGACAGAAAAAAAUAUCAUUGGUCCUCGUGGAAGAAUUUGAGUUUUCCAUAUGAGGAAGGAGGCGUUGGUAUGAGAAAUUUAAAGGAUGUGUGCAUGGCUUUUCAAUACAAGCAAUGGUGGAUAUUUAGAUCAAAACACACUCUUUGGGGAGAAUUCUUGAGAGCUAAAUACUGUCAGAGAUCAAAUCCUAUCAGCAAGAAAUGGGACACUGGUGAGUCCCCUACCUGGAAACAUUUAAUGCACAACAAAGUAAAAAUUGAGGAGCACAUACAUUGGACAAUCAUCUCCGGAACUUGUUCUUUCUGGUGGGAUAAUUGGUUAGGAGUCGGGCCUUUAGCAAAUUUCUCUAGUGAAAGCAACAGGUUCAACAACAACACAGUGGCUGACUUCCUGAUUGAGGGCCAAUGGAACCUGGAGAUGCUGAUACAGCAGGCCCCUCAUAGCAUGGUAGCAAGCAUCUUAGAUACUCACAUUCAGUACCAGCAAGGCAUCCCUGACCAGGCAGUGUGGAAACUUAAUUCUGAUGGGAAUUUCACUUGUUCUUCUGCCUGGAAUGAACUCAGGGAAAAAAGGAACAAGACUCAGUUUUAUGACUUUAUUUGGCAUAAAAACAUCCCUUUUAAAUGUUCCUUUUUGCUGUGGAGGGUACUAAAAGGGAAAUUACCUACUAAUGAAAAAAUUUCCAGCUUUGGCAAUGAACCAGUAACAUGUUUUUGUUGCGACAGACCUGGGUGGGACACUAUAAAUCAUAUCUUCAACACUGGUCACUUUGCAACACAUAUAUGGACAUAUUUUGCUAGGCACGCAGGAAUCAAAACAGACCACACCCCUCUUAUUCAUCUAAUCAUGAGAUGGUGGUCGACCAAGUACAACAAUGAAGCUCACAAGUUAAUUCUUCAAGCUACUCCAAUAUUCAUCUGCUGGAAUAUAUGGAAGAACAGGUGCGCGAGGAAAUAUGGAGGAAAACAGUCCAAUGCCUCUAGAGUUAAGUAUGCAGUAUACAAAGACAAUUACAAGCUUAUGACUACCACUUUUCCUUACAUCAGAUGGCCCUCAAACUGGACAGAUUUGAUCAAACAGGCAGAGAAAUGUUUUCAUGAUACUAAGGUGAUUAUGGUGUCUUGGCAAAGACCUCCUGAACAAUGGGUGAAACUAAAUACAGAUGGUAGUGCUUUAAGUAACCCCGGGAGAAUAGGUGCAGGAGGUGUAAUCAGAGACCACAGUGGGGAAAUGAUCUUAGCUUUUGCUACCCCACUAGGAAAUGGAACCAACAACCAAGCCGAAAUAGGAGCAGCCAUAUUCGGAAUGACAUGGGUACUUCAACUAGGUUACAGGAGUGUCAUUCUAGAGGUAGAUUCACAGCUCUUAAUCGACUGGAUUAUGCUCAAAGCUAAACCUCCAUGGAGUAUUAAUUCACAAGUACAGAGGCUUCAAGAGCUCAUCAGACAAACUCACAACUUUAGAUGCAAACAUACCUUCAGAGAAGCUAAUUAUGUUGCUGAUUCAUUGUCCAAACAAAGUCAUAAAAUCACAAGUCCUCAAAUAUAUUGCAGCAAUCAACAAUUACCAAAAGAAGCCAGAGCCUACUACCAACUUGACAUGAUCGAAAUAGCAAACUUCAGAAGAAAGAAGAUUAAGAAGAUCAAAGAACCUCCAUAA